Messenger RNA from Neopelma chrysocephalum (saffron-crested tyrant-manakin), 2748 nucleotides. RefSeq names its product forkhead box P4 (gene FOXP4). The coding region runs from base 118 to 1956 and encodes 612 amino acids. The transcript has 16 exons. Gene Ontology annotation, cellular component: nucleus. The record is from RefSeq and is a predicted model, not a curated record. Gene Ontology annotation, biological process: regulation of transcription by RNA polymerase II. Gene Ontology annotation, molecular function: DNA-binding transcription repressor activity, RNA polymerase II-specific; RNA polymerase II cis-regulatory region sequence-specific DNA binding. Lineage: Eukaryota; Metazoa; Chordata; Aves; Passeriformes; Pipridae.
GGAAGGUGCCGGUGCGGGGGGGAAGAGGAGGAGGAGGAGGAGGAGGAGGAGGAGAAGCGCGGCUCAUGCCCGCCCCGGAGCGCGGCGCUCGGCGCGACCAGGUCCUGCUAGCGAGUCAUGAUGGUUGAAUCUGCCUCGGAGACGAUACGUUCCACCCCCUCAGCCCAGAACGGGGUGAGCAGCCUGAGCCAGCAGCCCGAUGGCGGCGGGGGCGGCGCGGGGGGCGGCGGGCGCGACGGAGCCGCCGGAGAGGCCAACGGAGAGAUGAGCCCCGUGGAGCUCCUGCACUUCCAGCAGCAGCAGGCUCUCCAGGUGGCACGCCAGUUCCUGCUGCAGCAGGCCACGGGGCUGAGCUCCCCCAGCAGCAACGAGGGCAAGCAGCCAGCGGUGCAGGUGCCCGUGUCCGUGGCCAUGAUGUCCCCGCAGAUGAUCACCCCGCAGCAGAUGCAGCAGAUCCUCUCUCCGCCCCAGCUCCAGGCCCUCCUGCAGCAGCAGCAGGCGAUAAUGCUGCAACAGCUGCAGGAAUACUACAAGAAGCAACAGGAGCAGCUUCACCUGCAGCUAUUGACACAGCAGCAAGCUGGAAAGCAGCAACCCAAAGAGCCGUUGGGGAACAAGCAGCUGGCCUUCCAGCAGCAGCUCCUGCAGAUGCAGCAGCUCCAGCAGCAGCACCUGUUAAACCUGCAGCGCCAGGGCCUGGUGAGCCUCCCGCCAGGGCAGGGCACGGUGCCCCUGCAGACCCUGCCCCAAGCCGUGUGCCCCUCGGACCUCCAGCAGCUCUGGAAGGAGGUCACGGCUGCCCAGCCCGUCGAGGACAGCAUUAAGCAAGAAGGUCUUGACCUCACCACCAACACCUCCAACUCUACCUCGUUUUCGGCCGCCAAGGUCUCGCCUCCCAUUUCCCAUCACCCUCUGCCCAAUGGACAGAGCACCAUGCACACGCCCAGAAGGGACAGCUCUUCCCACGAAGAGACCCCCGGCUCCCACCCGCUCUACGGCCACGGAGAGUGCAAGUGGCCUGGCUGCGAAACCCUCUGUGAGGACUUGGGGCAGUUUGUCAAACACCUCAACACAGAACAUGCACUUGAUGACCGAAGCACGGCCCAGUGUCGAGUCCAGAUGCAAGUGGUACAGCAGCUGGAGAUACAGCUGGCCAAGGAGAGCGAGCGUCUCCAAGCAAUGAUGGCCCAUCUUCACAUGAGACCUUCAGAGCCAAAGCCUUUCAGCCAGCCUGUAAGCCUGAACCUGGUCUCCAGUGCCACCCUCUCCAAGAGCACUUCCGACACGUUUCCCGACGGUUUACCUCAUCCCCCCACCUCAGCCACGGCGCCCAUCACCCCCCUGCGGCAGGGCCCCUCCGUCAUCAGCUCUUCCACUUUACACAACGUGGGGCCCAUCCGCAGGAGGAACUCGGAGAAGUUCUGCACCCCGAUAUCUUCAGAACUUGCACAGAAUAACGCCGUCCGCCACAACCUGAGCCUGCACAAGUGCUUCGUGCGCGUGGAGAACGUCAAGGGCGCCGUGUGGACCGUGGACGAGCACGAGUACCAAAAGCGAAGGCCACCAAAGAUGACAGGGAGUCCGACCUUAGUCAAAAAUAUGAUUUCAGGACUCGGUUACGGAGCACUUAAUGCAAGUUACCAGGCUGCGCUGGCAGAGAGCAGCUUCCCACUGCUCAACAGCCCCACCAUGAUCAACACCAGCUCGGCCAGUGCCAUGCUGCACGUGGGCCACGACGACGUCAGCAGCACCGUGGAGCAGGUCAACAGCAACGGCAGCAACAGCCCGCGCCUGUCCCCGCAGCAGUACAGCCACCCAGUGCACGUGAAGGAGGAACCAGCCGAGGCGGAGGACGACAGCAGACCCGUGUCGCUGAUGGCCACCACCAACCAGAAUGUGACGAUUCCCGACGACAGGGACCUGGAGGAGGAGCUGCCAGUGGAAGACUUGUCCUAAGGACUCCUUCCUCCUCCCUCACCGAGGGGCAAACCCUUCCCACCCUCCCGGCCGGAGACCAAGCGACGCUCCCGCCUCCCCAAGGUGACCUUCGGCGUUAACCUGUUCUUUAAAGGCACUUCCACAAAGCAGAAGGGUUUCCUCGGGGCAACGACCCGUUGCUGCCGGCGCGUCCCUCGCGCUCCCACUGCCCCGCGCCGCAGCCGGUGACUGACCGACCCCGGCACGAGAAGCAGAAACCCGAGAGCUGGACUUUUUCUCCCCUCCUCCCUUGGUUAGUGACUGGUGAACGAGGAUGGUAGGUUGUUUCUGUCCGAAAUGGUCCCUUCCUUCCCUCCCCGUGCGCGGCGGGCGCAGGGAAGGUGCCUCUGUCCCCUCCUGCCGCGGCGCUCGGCCGUCCCCGGGCAGCGAUGGCAGGAACCCGCUGAAGGCAGGAACCCACUGCCGUCCCUCGGGCCCCCGGUGGGUUUUGCACUAGGAGGGACCGUGGACCCUGCCCACGCGUGCUGCCUCCACCCAGCUUUGGGGGAAGAAACAGCGGAAACGGGGCUGAGCCCUCUGCCGUGCUCUGGAUGUCGGGCUCGCACCGUUGUCUCCAAGCUGGGGAAGGAUGAGGACCAGCACGUCAGUGGGACGGGGUCCCCUCUGCCUUGUCACCUCCGGCCAGUUGCUAAACUGCCUGGCAAGCAGAGCGGCCUCCCCAGGCUCUGCCCUCCACGAGCUGGUGGGGGGCUCCUGGCACCCAGCAGUGCUGCCCAUCCCCAGCCGACUGCCAGCAGCAGCAGUGAGGAC